AUGCCUACUAGGCCUAGGCUUGAAAUCAUUGCUUCAACAAGUGCAAUCCUUGUUCUCAAGUUGUUCCUCAUUUCUCUAGACAUCUGUGUCGCCCAUGCAUCAGACUCCAUCACUAGCAACCAAUCCCUCUCUGGUGACCAGAAGCUCUUCUCUGUAGGUGGAAACUUUGUGCUUGGUUUCUUCACUAAAGAUGAAUCAUCUAGCAAAUUCUACAUCGGCAUAUGGUACAAAAAAGUCUCAGAGCUGACCCCUGUCUGGGUGGCCAACAGAGCCACCCCAGUCUCAGACAUCACCAAGUCUCUGCUUCAUAUCUCCCCAGACGGAAACUUGGCUCUGCUUGACCAAUCCAAGUCCCUCAUAUGGUCCACCAACACCACCAUCCCCUCCAAUUCUUCCACAGUUGCUGUCCUCCAAGACAACGGGAACCUUGUCCUGAGAGAUGCUGACAACUCUGCUAACAUCUUCUGGCAGAGUUUCGACAACCCAACUCAUAUUAAUCUUCCUGGAAGCAAGUCCAUUUUCAAUAAGGUAACUAAAGUAAGCAAGAGAUUGAUUUCAUGGAAGAACUCUCAGGACCCAGCUCCAGGAUUAUUCUCCAGCGGGUUACAGGAGAAUAACCAGUCCGUACUCCUCUGGAACAUGAGCAAGCCCUACUGGACUUCAGGGCCCUGGAAUGGCCGUACAUUCAGCAAGGAAGUGCCAGUGAGGUCGUCAGCCACCAUGGUUAACGUUACAUGUGAUGCUAACUCUGAAGAGUUCUACUGCUCCUUCAACCUCAAUAACAACUCUAGGUCCCAUGUGAUCCUGGACUUUGUGAUGGAUGUCACAGGACAGUUGAAGGCGGUGUUGUGGGAGGAGUCCACCCAACGAUGGAAUCCAUUCUUCGCCGUGCCCGAAGCUCAGUGUGACGUCACUGCAUUAUGUGGCCCUUUCGGUAGGCUGCACGAGCGUAAAUCGCCCUCGAGUCACGGUGCGUCGAGGGUUUUCGACCAGCAGGUCACCAAUAGUCUGGGCUUUGAGUGA
Molecule: messenger RNA, 1023 nt
Organism: Dioscorea cayenensis subsp. rotundata (Guinea yam)
Lineage: Eukaryota; Viridiplantae; Streptophyta; Magnoliopsida; Dioscoreales; Dioscoreaceae
Product: G-type lectin S-receptor-like serine/threonine-protein kinase At2g19130
Exons: 2
Coding region: 1-1023 (340 amino acids)
Biological process (GO): recognition of pollen
Source: RefSeq, a predicted model, not a curated record